CCCCACCCAACCGCCGCCUUUAAUCGCCAGUUCUUAAUCUCAGGUUGGGGGAAAAAAGUCUCGCCGGUCGCAAACCACUCUCCGCGGAUUUGGGAUUUGGGCGGCGCUCGAGGUAAACCAGACCUUAGUGACACAUGGCUCGUACUAAGCAAACUGCUCGCAAGUCCACUGGAGGGAAGGCUCCCAGGAAGCAACUAGCCACCAAGGCUGCCCGUAAGUCUGCGCCCACAACUGGUGGAGUGAAGAAGCCUCACCGUUACCGCCCUGGGACUGUUGCUCUUCGUGAAAUCCGCAAGUACCAGAAGAGCACUGAGCUGCUCAUAAGGAAGCUUCCAUUCCAGAGGCUUGUCAGGGAGAUUGCCCAGGAUUUUAAGACUGAUCUGCGUUUCCAGAGCCAUGCGGUGCUUGCCCUGCAGGAGGCCGCGGAAGCAUACCUGGUGGGUCUGUUCGAGGACACCAACCUGUGCGCCAUCCACGCCAAGCGUGUGACCAUCAUGCCCAAGGACAUUCAGCUGGCUAGGAGGAUCCGUGGCGAGAGGGCUUAGGUUCUCUGCUGCUACAGAGAAUAGCUCUGGUGUGCAUCUGUUCGAUGCGGCUGCUUUUGUGAUGUUGGUGCUUAACGUCUGCCAGUGUUUUGAACCCUGAAAUAGUUAGUGUUCGUUCGUAGUGCUAGGUGGUGCUGCAGUGUUUUCUAGUGUGUUUUAGGAUUUAAUCGUCUUCUACUAUUUGUCUGAAACGGCUGGUUUUCAUCCAUCCACCUGAUGGGUCUGUAUCUAGGCUUAUCUGAACCUUAAAUUGAUAUGUCAAGCAAGUUGUGAACUUUUAGAUUUUGUUA
Setaria italica (foxtail millet) is the source of this 835-nucleotide messenger RNA. Its product is annotated as histone H3.3. The coding region runs from base 135 to 545 and encodes 136 amino acids. The transcript has 5 exons. The record is from RefSeq and is a predicted model, not a curated record. Gene Ontology annotation, cellular component: nucleosome. Gene Ontology annotation, molecular function: DNA binding; structural constituent of chromatin; protein heterodimerization activity. NCBI's taxonomy places the organism in Eukaryota, Viridiplantae, Streptophyta, Magnoliopsida, Poales, Poaceae.